Haemonchus placei is the source of this 264-nucleotide messenger RNA. The record is from the annotation of a GenBank genome assembly. NCBI's taxonomy places the organism in Eukaryota, Metazoa, Nematoda, Chromadorea, Rhabditida, Trichostrongylidae.
AUGCGGUGUGGACGCUGCCCGAGGCCGGAUGGACGGGGUCGGAGUUCCUUGCUCGAAUACCCGUUGCUGAUCCUUCUUCUUCCAUUCGACUCUUAUCUCCACGAUCUGAAAGUCGUAACAUACUGCAGCUUCAUACUACAGCAUGAACGUCUUAAUCGACUGGCUGUUACGGUAGAUCCACUGCAGAAUCCUGCUCCAGUUAGGGAGUAUCUCAAGAGCGCGAAGAUGACCCAGAACGAAAUAGCCAUGCUUGCAGCGGGUUAA